AUGAAGAGUCCAUACUGUUGACAGCACCUAGCUAAAGCCACAUGUACUUGUGUAGUGUACUGUGUGCUCUGUUGAAAUGAUACGUAUAUGUAAACUGACAGCACUCAGCAGUCUGUGUAGUUUGUAUUAAUAAUUGAUUCCUGGUUAUUUAAAGAAAUGUGGGUUUUCGGCUACGGAUCUCUUAUUUGGAAAGUCGAUUUCCCAUUCGAGGAAAAACGGGUUGGUUACAUUACCGGUUUCAGUCGAAGGUUUUGGCAGGGAAGUACAGACCAUCGCGGCGUGCCCGAAAAGCCUGGCAGAGUGGUUACACUGGUUGAAGAUCCCAAGGGAUGCGUAUGGGGUGUUGCUUACAAACUGCCUGUUGGAAAAGAGAAGGAAGUCAAGGAGUAUCUUGAUUUCCGAGAAAAGGGAGGCUAUAGGACGGCAACUGUGACGUUCUACCAAAACGAUCCUUCAGAAGAACCUUUCGGCACUCUUCUGUAUAUUGGGACUUGUGAUAACCCCAACUAUCUUGGCCCAGCCCCGUUAGAAGUGAUUGCUGAACAGAUCUGUUAUGCAGUCGGACCAAGUGGGAGAAACACAGAGUACCUGUUUGAACUGGCAAACUCCAUUCGGAGUCUGGUGCCAGAAGCUGUAGAUGAGCAUCUUUUUACUUUGGAAAAAUUAGUCAGGGACAAAACGGGACCAUGAGUUGUCUGAGAAAAUCUGCUCCAGUCCAAUGUAAUUUUGUACAUGAGUAUAGUACAGAAGAUUAGUAGAGUAUUCUUACAGAAUUCAGAAAUUCUGGAGCAUUUAAAUAAAAGAUGUCUUGCUGGGGCUUAAUUGAGGAUUGGAAUAAAUUACAAAGUAAAAACAAAUACAUCUGUAUGAGUUCAAAUCGGUUUUAUUAACAUUAGAAAAUCACAAUCUUCAUCUCAGGAAUCCUUUUUAAGUAUAGUUUUUUCAUCGGUCAUCUCAUUGUAAUUCAUGUGUCUGUAAAACAAUGCAUUUUUUAUUAUGAGUCACAACCAAAGUAAACUGUCCUGGUUAAUGAGAUCUGCUCUAGUGUAUAGUCACAUUAUGCAUUGUGUUUUGAAGCUUUCAAAGGCUAGUCGCAGAGUAUUUUACAAAGAAGUCCUUCUGAUCUUUUAUAAUGUUUUUUUAGUGUAGAUUUAUGAUAUGAAAUCUUUCUUUCAGUGUAUGCCGUUACAUUAUACAGACCAAUCAUUUCCACAUAUUGGAUUUAACAGUACUGUUUACUGGUAUUUUGUACUUCAGUUUGGACAGUGCAGAUAUUUCAGUGAGAACACUAUAGAUGAGAAGGUAGUGCUGCUUCCUGGUACCUAAUCAUGUCAUGUGUUGCUGUUCAAACUCACACUAACCUUGUAAUGGCAGAGCAUUUUUUAAAUGAAAAAAGCUACUUUAUUUAUGUAACUAGAUUGCAUUUCUUUACAUGUAUUCCUGUUCCCGUCAUGCAUUGCAUAUGAACAAUUCUGGCUUGUGUGGCUGGAUUUUAAAAAUAAUAAUAUAGAGGGGUGGCUAAGAAUUGUAUCAUGUGUGAUACAGAAAUGGGCAUUGGGGCUAAUGGUCUAGCUGAAAUCCGACAAUGUGACUUACAGAAAAAGUAACAGAAAGCAGCUGUUUAUUUAUAGCAUAGUAUUUCAUAACCAUCUUUUCCAUAAAACUAGAAAAAUCUGCAGUGACUGUUUUACCAUAACGGGAGGAAUUUGCCAUGACACCGCCAGAUAAUGGAACUCUCCAGUGAAUGUUAUACUUUUUAACAGAUACUGUACAGUAGUUCUGAUUGUGAAGUGUCCACACUACAGUUUGACGGAACUGUACCAAUGUAGGGUCAGAAAAUGGUACACGUGUCUGUUUAACGCCACAAAACAGUACACUGUCUUUGCUGUGACUGAUGACUGCACAAAUCACUACGAACAAGACAAACUGCAGUUCACACACAAAAUUGUAUGUUUACAAUUUUAGAUAAACCAGUUUGUUGCUCAUCAGUUAAUGUCACAUAGAUGUGCUGAAUUGUGAAAAAAAUGAUAUUAAAAACUCAGUACAUCGUACCCCGAUCAGAUAGGUGUUUCCUUGUUUUCUCAGCUAAAAUUAUUUGCACAUGCCUGGGCAAGCGCAGUACAUGGUGUACCAUUUUUUAAAGCGUACCGCAAAAUAACCACACCGGUAUGGACUGAAAAAUAUAUUUACACUAAGCGGGACCUUUUCAUUUUAGCCACGUUUUGAAAGUUUGAUUUCAAGACAGUGUUUUAUUUAUUUAUUUAUUUAUUUAUUUAUUUUAUAAUUUAGUCGUCACCAAUUUUUUACCCCGGUUUUCUCCCCAAUUUAGCAUGCCCAAUUAUUAUCUGUAUCCUCGGCUCACCGCUCGGAACCCCCCCGCCGAAACGUGCUCCUGCCAAGCCGUCAUUUUUCGCACUGCAGAUCCACAGCAACGUCACCAGACCUAUAGUGCCGGAGGACAACAGAUCUGGCGGCUCCACUGCAGAACCACAGGCGCCCUAUCGGCCACAGGGGUCGCUGAUGCGCGGUGAGCCGUGGAUUCCCCUGCAGACCUAAGCCCUCCCUACCCGGGCUGUGCUCAGCCAAUUGUGCGCUGCCCCCUAGGAACUCCCGGUCACGGUCGGCUGUGACAUACCCUGGAUCGAACCUGCGAUCUCCAGGCUAUAGGGCACAUUAUGCACUCCGCGCGGAGCGCCUUUACUGGAUGCGCCACUCGGGAGCCCCCAUCAAGAUAGUGUUUUUAACAUGACAGAUCAUUAAUCGCCCUUGUCACGUAAAAUGAAACCUGGUGGUGUGGGCGCUGAGCACCCACUUAUUACACCCCAUGUGUGCUUCAGCCCCACAGAGUCAGUGCCUAUGUGUCACAAAUUGGCAGUAAGAGCAGAAUUGCUGAGGCUGUGCUUUUUGUAAGAAGCAAACUGGGGAAGAAAAUGCUGCUAUUUUUUUUUAUCAUUUUGACGUAUACCAGUAGUUCUAUCCCCCUAUUUCAACCUGUACUUCAAAAGUGUUCAUAUAAAUCUAUAGCACUGUACUACACUAUUCUACUGUAGCCCUAUACAUUAUACUGGGUGAUGAUAUCCUCAUGAAAUGUUAGCCUACAUAUAUUCCUAUAUCUUCCUCUAAAUAGGCCCUGAAAAUAUCAAAAUGUUAGAACAUAAUUAAUCAAUAAUAAUUCAGUGAAGCAUUUGGCUGCAUUCUCCAACAAGCUAUGUGGUAUCUGUACAGCAUUUUAAUAAAGAUACAUUCAUGGUGGCUUU
Molecule: messenger RNA, 3257 nt
Organism: Acipenser ruthenus (sterlet)
Lineage: Eukaryota; Metazoa; Chordata; Actinopteri; Acipenseriformes; Acipenseridae
Product: glutathione-specific gamma-glutamylcyclotransferase 2-like
Exons: 3
Coding region: 157-690 (177 amino acids)
Biological process (GO): glutathione catabolic process
Cellular component (GO): cytoplasm
Molecular function (GO): glutathione specific gamma-glutamylcyclotransferase activity; gamma-glutamylcyclotransferase activity
Source: RefSeq, a predicted model, not a curated record